Molecule: messenger RNA, 1231 nt
Organism: Verruconis gallopava
Lineage: Eukaryota; Fungi; Ascomycota; Dothideomycetes; Venturiales; Sympoventuriaceae
Exons: 2
Coding region: 240-692 (150 amino acids)
Molecular function (GO): acyltransferase activity, transferring groups other than amino-acyl groups
Source: RefSeq, a predicted model, not a curated record
CGCUUGAGUGAUGCCCAGAUUGACGGCAUUGCUGCAAGAACAUCAACUGCGGCGAAUCAAAUGUAUGCAGCUCGCGAAAAAAAAAACUCGUAGGCAGCAACGACCUAAUGUUUAGCACGACCCACCUGCAGAGGUGUUUGUCACCGUGAGACCGUGUAUAAAUGCGAGCUCGGCGAGGACAGGCACGAAUGCCAUGAAUACGGUCGAUUCGAAUUCACGAUCUGAGUUCUCCUUCUGCAAUGGAACCAAAAACCCCCAAGGAACUGCCCGCAGGCUACUCGUUCAUUGCUGCCCCACCGCCUUUGGACGAUUAUCUAACGCUCAGAGAGGUUACGGGACUGACUCCCAAAACUGCAUUGCAAGGAUCCAAGGCUCUGGCAGGAUCGUGGUACGCUUGCCACGUCGUCCAUAACUCUGAUGCCGGAAGUCAAGUCGUGGGCAUGGGCCGCGUCAUCGGCGACGGCGGCUGGUAUUUUCACAUUGCAGACAUGGCCGUUCAUCCGGAGCAUCAGAAAAGAGGGCUGGGCGACUUCAUAUUGGGGAAGCUGAUCGAGAAAGUGGAACAUGAUGCGCCGGACAGACCGUACAUCAACCUCGUGGCGGAUCCACCAGGUAUCAAGCUCUACAGCAGGCAUGGAUUUGUGGAGACGUCGACUGUGGGGAGAAAGGGUGUGGGCAUGCAACGGUACUGAGGUCAACUGCUGGAGCGCUAUUUGAGCCCUUGAGAUGGAUCUGUUGGUAUUGUUGUUGGUGUACGAGUUAAUCUUACCCACAACUUUGCCGCUGCGCAAGGCACUCAACGCCUCACGAGCUUGAGACCAGCCAAAUCUUUCUCCGAUGUAGGGAACGAUCUUGUACUUUUCGGCUAGAGCAACCGUCUCCUUGUACAUCUCACUGCUGGCUACGAGCAAACCGCGCACUGCGUCUUGUCAGAAUCAUCUUGCAUGACGUACGAUGUUGGAAAAGAAACACACCAAUCUUCGCCCCCAGUAUCAGCGGAAAUACGACAUCGUAAGUCUUGCUCUCGGUCAAAAACCCCAGAAUCACAACCGUCCCGCCCUGUCUUACGGCGCGCAGGCUUUGCUCGAUCGUCCCCGCACCGGCAACGUCGACGACGAGAUCUACGCCACGACCGUGCGUGAGUUUAAGAACCUCAUCUGCCCAUUCAGGAUGCGUCUGGUAAUUGAUCAGGUCGCUUGCCCCCAAUCCCUUCAGCAGCUUUAACUUUUCC